GCUCAUUGUUCUAUAGAGGAGAGAGACUUCGAAGCCAUUCAUGAUUUCUCGGCCUAAACCAGUCUUAGCUCAAAAAUCAUAAUGACAAGUGCAGCUAUUGCAUCAUUUCCACCAAAAAGCGUGGCCAAAAACUCUGCCGAGAUAGUAAACGAAUGCGAAUAUCUCGAGGUGAUCGGGAAGGGCGACCAUUCAGUUCUCGUCGUUGAAAUGGCCGCGCUUAUGGUGGAAGGCGAUCUCGUGGCUGCUCGUCAUCUUUGGCGACGGUAUCGCGACGAUUCCAUCAGGGCCACCGCUUUAGAGCCAUGGUGGAGCGUUGCGCAAUGCAUGAUGGAAUGGGACGUUGCGAGUUCCUGGGUUGCACUUCAGGUUAUUUCGGAUGGUAGCGAUUCUCUUUUCUCCACUUACGCCAACGAAAUCGUGCAAGCAUACCGUACUCGCUUGGCUCCACUCUCUCUACUCAAAUCGAUUGACGUGACAUCGAAAGUGUCAUCUUUCGCGGUCUUGUUGAACAUGACCGAGGAAGAUUGCGUUCAGUUUCUCAAUUCACGAAAGGAUACUCAUCUAAGCAGUGAUGUUUUCCAAGAUAUGGAGAUAUACACACGUAUUGUGGCCUUUCUUGAAGCCAGUGCUAAUGAAGUACACACUGACUAAUACAACACUAACCUCGUUCCUUAUUUGA
This is a messenger RNA of Phaeodactylum tricornutum CCAP 1055/1, 679 nucleotides long. RefSeq names its product COP9 SigNalosome subunit 8 (gene CSN8). The record is from RefSeq and is a predicted model, not a curated record. The transcript has a single exon. The coding region runs from base 82 to 651 and encodes 189 amino acids. Lineage: Eukaryota; Bacillariophyta; Bacillariophyceae; Surirellales; Neidiaceae.